AUGGGCUUCUUUGGUGGAUUCUUUAGCUAUGGCAACAGUUCAAAUGGUCCUUUGAAAUCUGGCUCUUCAAAAGGAAAUGGAAACAAUGGAAACAAUGGAAGCAAUUGGAGUAAUGGUGGUAACAGAGGUGGAAUUGGUUCAGUUGGAAGAAGCUGGGGAUACUAA
Messenger RNA from Dictyostelium purpureum, 165 nucleotides. RefSeq lists its product as uncharacterized. The transcript has a single exon. Bases 1 to 165 code for a protein of 54 amino acids. NCBI's taxonomy places the organism in Eukaryota, Evosea, Eumycetozoa, Dictyosteliales, Dictyosteliaceae. The record is from RefSeq and is a predicted model, not a curated record.